AUGCGGGCAUCGCUGCUGCUGUCGGUGCUGCGGCCCGCAGGGCCCGUGGCCGUGGGCAUCUCCCUGGGCUUCACGCUGAGCCUGCUCAGCGUCACCUGGGUGGAGGAGCCGUGCGGCCCAGGGCCGCCCCAGCCCGGGGACGCUGAGCUGCCGCCGCGAGGCAACACCAACGCGGCGCGCCGACCCAACUCAGUGCAGCACGGAGCGGAGCGCGAGAGGCCGGGCGCCGGCGCCGGGGAGGACUGGGAGCCGCGCGUCUUGCCCUACCACCCCGCACAGCCUGGCCAGGCCGCCAAAAAGGCCGUCAGGACCCGCUACAUCAGCACCGAGCUGGGCAUCAGGCAGAGGCUGCUGGUGGCAGUGCUGACCUCACAGGCCACGUUGUCCACCAUGGGUGUGGCCAUGAACCGCACACUGGGGCACCGGCUAGAGCGUGUGGUGUUCCUGACAGGCUCUCGGGGCCGCAGGGCCCCACCAGGCAUGGCUGUGGUGACGCUGGGCGAGGAGAGGCCUAUUGGCCACCUACACCUGGCACUACGCCACCUGCUGGAGCAGCACGGCAACGACUUUGACUGGUUCUUCCUAGUGCCUGAUACCACCUACACCGAGGCCCACGGACUGGUGCGCCUCGCUGGCCACCUCAGCCUGGCAGCUGCUGCCCACCUCUAUCUGGGCCGGCCCCAGGACUUCAUCGGGGGAGAGCCUGCCCCUGGCCGCUACUGCCACGGAGGCUUCGGGGUACUGUUGUCCCGCACCCUGCUGCAGCAGCUGCGCCCCCAUCUGGAGAGCUGCCGCAACGACAUCGUCAGUGCUCGUCCAGAUGAGUGGCUGGGACGCUGCAUCCUCGAUGCCACGGGGGUGGGCUGCACCGGUGACCACGAGGGAGUACAUUAUAGUUACCUGGAGCUGAGCCCUGGGGAGUCCGUGCAGGAGGGGGACCCUCGUUUCCGCAGUGCCCUGACCGCCUACCCUGUGCGCGACCCUGUGCAUAUGUACCAGCUGCACAAGGCUUUUGCCCGAGCUGAGCUGGAACGCACAUACCAGGAGAUCCAGGAAUUGCAGUGGGAGAUCCAGAACACCAGCCGUCUGGCAGCUGAUGGGGAGCGAGCAGCCGCUUGGCCCGUGGGCAUCCCAGCACCAUCCCGCCCAGCCUCCCGCUUUGAGGUGCUGCGCUGGGACUAUUUCACCGAGCAGCAUGCUUUCUCCUGCGCCGAUGGCUCGCCCCGCUGCCCUCUGCGCGGGGCUGACCAGGCCGAUGUGGCCGAUGUUCUGGGGGCAGCCUUGGAGGAGCUCAACCGCCGCUACCACCCCGUCCUGCAGCUCCAGAAGCAGCACCUGAUUAACGGCUACCGCCGCUUUGAUCCUGCCCGGGGCAUGGAAUACACGCUGGACUUGCAGCUGGAGGCACUGACCCCCCAGGGUGGCCGGUGGCCCCUCACUCACCGGGUACAGCUGCUCCGGCCACUGAGCCGCGUGGAGAUCCUGCCCGUGCCCUACGUCACCGAGGCCUCGCGUCUCACUGUGUUACUGCCUCUGGCCGCGGCCGAGCGCGACCUGGCCUCCGGCUUCCUGGAGGCCUUCGCCACAGCGGCUCUGGAGCCUGGCGAUGCUGCGGCAGCUCUGACCUUGCUGCUGCUCUAUGAGCCACGACAGGCCCAGCGGGCGGCCCAGGCAGAUGUCUUCGCUCCCGUCAAGGCCCGUGUGGCAGAGCUAGAGCAGCGUUUCCCCGGUGCCCGAGUGCCCUGGCUCAGCGUGCAGACGGCCGCCCCCUCGCCACUGCGCCUCAUGGAUCUGCUCUCCAAGAAGCACCCGUUGGACACGCUGUUCCUGCUGGCUGGGCCGGACACGGUGCUCACGCCUGACUUCCUGAACCGCUGCCGAAUGCACGCCAUCUCCGGCUGGCAGGCCUUCUUUCCCAUGCACUUCCAGGCCUUCCACCCCGCCGUGGCCCCGCCGCAGGGCCCGGGCCCCCCGGAGCUGGGCCGAGACACGGGCCGCUUUGACCGCCAGGCGGCCACCGAGGCCUGCUUCUAUAACUCUGACUACGUGGCGGCCCGAGGGCGGCUGGCGGCGGCCUCGGAGCAGGAGGAGGAGCUCCUGGAGAGCAUGGACGUGUACGAGCUGUUCCUCCGCUUCUCCAACCUGCACGUGCUGCGGGCAGCGGAGCCGGCGCUGCUGCAGCACUACCGGGCCCAGACGUGCAGCGCACGGCUCAGCGAGGACCUGUACCAUCGCUGUCGCCAGAGCGUGCUGGAGGGCCUGGGCUCCCGCACCCAGCUCGCCAUGCUGCUCUUUGAGCAGGAGCAGGGCAACAGCACCUGA
Messenger RNA from Pipistrellus nathusii (Nathusius's pipistrelle), 2322 nucleotides. Lineage: Eukaryota; Metazoa; Chordata; Mammalia; Chiroptera; Vespertilionidae. The record is from the annotation of a GenBank genome assembly.